This is a messenger RNA of Truncatella angustata, 576 nucleotides long. RefSeq names its product phosphatidylethanolamine-binding protein. Gene Ontology annotation, biological process: regulation of Ras protein signal transduction; regulation of proteolysis. Lineage: Eukaryota; Fungi; Ascomycota; Sordariomycetes; Amphisphaeriales; Sporocadaceae. The annotation marks the transcript as partial. The transcript is spliced from 3 exons. Gene Ontology annotation, molecular function: peptidase inhibitor activity; phospholipid binding. The record is from RefSeq and is a predicted model, not a curated record.
CUGAAGAAAGCGGAGAUUAUUCCCACUGUCAUCGAUGAUUUCCUUCCCACCCUCAUCAUGGGUGCACAGUGGUCUUCCAAGGACUACGCAGAGCUUGGAAACACCUUAGAGGUCAAGAAAGUCCGGGAUGAACCUACCAUUACGCUGAAUGGAAGCUCGACAUUCUCACCAAACUUGUGCCGGGCGAGUACGACCUACACAGUCACAUUGACUGACCCUGAUGCGCCCUCCCGCGACAACCCCAAAUGGGCCGAGAUGUGUCACUUUAUCGCAACCGGCCUCGUACUGUCAUCUUCGGCUGGCGGAAGUUGUACUCACGUGCAAUUGUCAAACCUGAAAGACAUUAUGCCGUACAAGCCUCCUGGACCGCCGGAGAAGACAGGAAAGCACCGAUACGUUUUCUUGGUGUUCGCUCCGGCCAAUGGAACAUCUGAGGCUCUGAAUUUGACGAAGCCUGCUGACAGACAGCAUUGGGGAACUGGCAAGGAGAGGCAUGGUGUUCGAGAUUGGGCUCAUUUAAAUGGGCUAGUCCCUGUGGCGGCGAAUUUCAUCUAUGCCCAGAACAAGAAGCAGUGA